AUGGAAGGGAAUAACCAAACCUCAGUGACAGAGUUUAUCCUGCUGGGCUUUUCUAACUUUUCUCGAACACAGCUUACCCUAUUUGUGGCCUUUGUAUCAGCAUAUGCUGCAGCCCUGGUGGGUAACAUUUCUAUAAUCACGCUGAUCAGGCUCUAUCCCACACUUCACACCCCCAUGUACUUCUUCUUGGUCAACCUCUCCCUCCUGGAUGUUUGCUGUGUCAAUACCAUUGUUCCCCAGCUGUUGAGGAAUUUAAUGGAUGAGAAAAACACCAUCUCCUUCCAAGGCUACUUAACGCAGGCUUACUUCUUUGUCAUUUUCUUGGCCGCCGAGCUGCUACUGCUGGCUGUAAUGGCUUUCGAUCGCUACAUAGCCAUCUGUCACCCUUUGCGCUACACUGUCAUCAUGAACUGGAAAGUCUGCAGUUACUUGGUGCUUGGGACAUGGGUGCUUGGCAUCCUACUUGCAAAUGUUCACGUUCUCUCCCUCCUUCGCUUGUCCUUCUGUGGACCCAGUGCAAUCAAGCACUUCUUCUGUGAGCUACCACCACUGCUUCAGCUCUCUUGCACUGACACAACCUUCAAUCAAUACCUGAUGCUGGCGACCGACCUCUUCUUGGGCUUUGGCUGCUUCCUACUGACUCUAGUCUCCUAUGUCUACAUUGUCUCCUCCAUCCUAAAGAUCCGCUCAGCAGAAGGGAAGAAGAAGGCUUUCUCCACCUGUUCCUCCCAUGUGAUGGUGGUGACACUUUUCUACAGCUCAGUGAUUUACACCUAUGUUAGACCUCCUUCCAUGUAUCUAGACAUGGACAAAAUUGUAGCUGUAUUGUACACUGUGAUCACACCUGUUCUCAACCCCAUUAUCUACAGUCUUAGGAACAAUGAAGUAAAGGAGGCAUUCAAGAAGUUUGUCAGUCUACACAGAGACUAG
Elgaria multicarinata webbii is the source of this 930-nucleotide messenger RNA. Its product is annotated as olfactory receptor 5V1-like. The coding region runs from base 1 to 930 and encodes 309 amino acids. The record is from RefSeq and is a predicted model, not a curated record. Gene Ontology annotation, cellular component: membrane. NCBI's taxonomy places the organism in Eukaryota, Metazoa, Chordata, Lepidosauria, Squamata, Anguidae. Gene Ontology annotation, biological process: G protein-coupled receptor signaling pathway. Gene Ontology annotation, molecular function: G protein-coupled receptor activity; odorant binding; olfactory receptor activity. The transcript has a single exon.